Molecule: messenger RNA, 9658 nt
Organism: Xyrichtys novacula (pearly razorfish)
Lineage: Eukaryota; Metazoa; Chordata; Actinopteri; Labriformes; Labridae
Source: the annotation of a GenBank genome assembly
AUAGUUUUCAGUUCUCCUGUGCCCACAAGUUCUUAUAGUGAGAUCAUUACCAUAUAAUCUGAAAUAUAAGUCACACCAGAGACACAGUCUGUCUAUAAAAGGUUUGCAGGGCUAAGGUAAGGUAUGUAGCUUCUUCCAGUUCAUCCAAAUAUUUCUACCCUUAGCUAUAGUUAUGGUAAUUCAGCACAGCUUACAGUAACAUUGAUAGUUGUGAAACAAGGACAGACCCACUGCCCAUCACCAAUUUGUUUGGGUUUUCACCACCUGCCUCACUGGUCACUUUUUGCCCUAACUUAGAAGAGUAUUUACAAUCUUACCGGCACUUUACAGGGUUUAUCCACUGUACCACCAUCUCUAAAUGUAGUUUUAUAACCUAAUGAAAAGGGGAAGCAAUAAAAAGUGGUGCCACUAUACUGGUUAACCUUGCUAUGUUUACAGCUUUGCGCAAUGUUCUUCAGGUGUCAACUUCUGGGUGAAAUACUGAACCUCGCAGGGACACAAUGACAUCACUUUAACUAUUAGGCAAAUUCAUUAUUUGUCCCAUUAUCUUCUACUUCUACAUCAUGUUCAUACUGUUAAUCAGGUUAUUUUUCUUGGUUACUUGGACUGCUGCGGGGUGACGCAGCUCAAGGAAGAACAUUUAUGACCCUUUCUUUUUCAUUUCCUUGAAAUAAUAAUCACCAUAUUAAUCAUUUUGCACUGCAGAUGCAGUAGUUCUUCUGCCUCAGUGUCUCGGUCUGAUUGCAUGUCCAUGCAGGAUUGAUCACAAAUGUUCUUCCUUGAGCUGUGUCACCCCGCUCUGGUCCGUGGUCUAACUUGGUGUUACAGUGUGUUUGACCCUAAAUUAAUUUUACGCCGGAAUAUCCUUUUGUGUAUCUCACUUUUGUGAGUUUUAAAUGCAUAACAGUUAUUUUUGUUUGAAUGUUUGAUUUUUUAACCUUUUCCAUUGAGAGCAUUUUGAGCUGCAUUCAAUGUUCUGAAAUGUGCGAUAACCUUACUUAAUGAUAAAAUAAAAGUAGUAGUAGAAGUGGUGGUGGUCAUCGUACGGAAGCUGUUGUGAUACUGACAUACGUAUGACCUGCUUUACAUCAAUAUGAUUCCGGUUAGCUGACGUCUGCUCCCAGGAAAUUUGCACACCUGUAUUUUGGAGAAAACAGCGCGACGGACUUUCGGAAGAAACGUUAUCAACUUUUACAGGAAAUCAGUGUCCUCCCUCCUCCAAUCCCUCAGCUCCACCCACAAACACACACAGACCCAGUUUCCACAUGGGGGAAGGUCUUCCCCUGCAAAACAUGUGGAUAUCUUCCUGCCACAACAGCGACGAAAACUAAAGUUUCUCUCUCUGCAGAUCAGAUUCUUCUCUCUCUGUCUACUUCAUGGACAAACUCUGAACUUUUAAGGAAUCGACCACCCUCGACUCGAAGCGAAUCAAAAUGGGGAAAGUGAACGUGGCUCUGAAGCGAAGUUACAUUAUCGUUGCUGCUUUGAUCGGGGUGAGUGUUUUUCUGUCUCUACUCCACUGUUCAGACAGAAGGACAUACAGCCAGGAGGAGAUGUUGUUUCAGGUGGUCUGCUGAAUCCGUUUAGCUCAUUCAAGGGGCCCGCUACAGUGACAGCAGCACUGGGAAUCUUUUUUUUCAUUAGGUGGGAAAAUAGCUGAAUUUGGAAAAUACAUUUUUGCAGGGUGUCAGAUAACAUGACUGUUUAUAAUGCCUCUCAAAAUCGCAAAUAAAACCAGGGUGAAGAAAGUAGCCACUAUAAUUACUUGCAAAUGUAAAAAAGCAUAAUACCCCCCUACAGGCUACUUGAACAACAACAAAUGCAAAGUUACAAUGUGUUUGGUGGCCAAACAAGAUGUAUGUUAAUGUUAAAAUCACAAGGUAAACCACAAGCAAGCAGCAACUAAAACGCAGCAUUUCAGAUUAAGGCUGAAAUUAUGGUAUUUUAAUCUACCAGAGUGAGAAACACAGGCUCUUUUCAGGUAUCGGAAAAGAAGUAUAGAGUCUAAAAAUAAAUAUAUAAUACACCCUCUUUAAAGUAAGGUGACUUUCAUUACAUGCUACUCUCCAGAAUUAAACUACCAGUCUGUUAAUCUAAUAAAAAUAAGCUAUCCCACUGAGCAAUAGACGGCUAUUAGACGUCUCCAUUUUUUUUUGACCUAAUUUCAACCAUCUAGAUUCUGUAUAUUUUUAGACGGAAUUUAGUUUCACUUUAACCCAUUAUUCGAUAACUUUUUACUUCAAAAAAGCAACUGUGAGUUGCAUAGCUGAUCUCCAAGUACUUAACCAAAAUAAUUAUGAUAGCUGUUGAGCAAUACACAGUUAGACCUUUGUAAGCUGGCUAGUCUAAACUUGGUCUAAAUUUAAACGUCUAAAAAAUUUUAGACCUGUGGUGGCCGGAUUUUAGACUAGUCGUCUCGGCUACAUUUAGACGUCUAUUAGACCUCUUUAGACCAAAAAAUGCUCAGAGCGAUCAUUUAAAGGUAUUUUAUAUCAUGCACAUGCACAAAGUACUUAAACGCUUUUGUUCUUCUUUUGUUAUUUCUGAAAAUCAUUGGGGGAGGGGAGGUGGCAGACGAAUGGAUGUACUUAAAGCUACAUAACUAGCCUUUGUUAUCACAUUUCCAUGAUAAAUAAUUCCAAAGAGAGCUAAAAUAGAGCAGGGAGUGAGUAAAUAAUUGUAAUGUUACAAUUGUAAUGGUUAUUACAGUUAUAACGUUUAUUACAAUUGAUAUACCAUUAUAGAGUUCGGGCCAACUUUCAGGUGUUGGCUAUCAUUGGAAAUAAUCGAUUUUUGAAUAUUUGUUAUCAUAAUCUAUCGUCACUUGUCUCAUCGUGAAUCAUGUUGCAUUGAAGAAUCGAUGAAUUGGCACACCCCGAGCAGGGAGACAUUUGUUGUUAGAAAAUCAAAAUCAGCAACGUUACCUCUGUCCACAGGGGGCGCCAAAGUCAACACAAGGAGCUUCAAGUACCUACAUUUCAUACUUGAUAUUGACACAAGGGGAUGGGGGAAUAGAGAUAUGCCCCCAGAUAAAGCAGAAGUAUAUUCCCCACACUAACUGCUGUGAUCCAAAGAGAGGCAUCAAUAUGUAAAGGGAUUUUGACUCUCCAAAUAUCCAGGGUAAUGUGCUGAAAUAUCUUUGCUGCAUCGGGAAUCAGUAUUACACUUUCUAGAUGGUUCCUGGAUGUGAAUGUCAUGGCUAGCUGUGCAGGGCCUUGUUAGAGCAAGCAACAAAUAAGGGCCUAAGUGAUUAUAAUGGAUAAAACAUGGAUGCAAAUGAGACAGGCAUUCUCAUUUUUAAAUUUCAUGAGUAUGAGUAUAUUCUUGUUAAACAUAAGCAACUUGUGAUUACCAUAAAAGGCUAAAAGACUGUCAGGAAUCUAACUUUGUAUUGCAUCGAGAUUUAGAGAGUAUUCAGUGUUGAUUUACCUGUGAUAUUUUCUUGCAAAAUGACAAAAGGCUACCUCAAAGGGCUUAGCUGGUGAUCAUAAAGGAGAUUAUGAAGGUCAAUUUAAUAUUUAAUGAGUAUUUUUGUUUGUGUUUUUGCCUUAAUCCAAGAUAUUCCCGGAUUAAACAUCAACUUCAGAUCUGUCAUCAAAACAAAACCAAAACAAGCGAACAAAACUCAAUGACCGUAAGGGUGUUAAAACCUAUCAUCAAGUAUUCAGUUUCAAUUUUCUCACAGUGCAGACCAUGGGAACCUGGUUGUGCAACAAGUGGUUUUGCUUGUUUGUGUGUCGCUGCAGGUGUGUUUAUAACUGCCACUGUCAUUCUAUGGAACUGAAUGAUGCCUCCUUGUGUAGUAUUUUUUUUACAUAUCGACAACACGACGUCAAACUUUACACACGGCGCUGUGGGAACAACACGCCUCUGCCUCAUGAUUUGGCUCAGAGCUCUUAUACGCUUUGAACACAUUGUCUAAAAGCUUAGCUUCAGGCAGAUGUUUGACAACACACUGAAGUGAUUGAUGGUGGGAAAGUUGGCAGAUUAUGAAUGAAGAUAUCAAUAGCAGUUUUUAUCUAUGAAAUGAUGAAAAAUGAAAUGUUCUGCUGCUGUUUUUAGAUCAUUGGUGCCCUGCUGCUGGGAUUUACUUUGUUUAGCCAUGGAUACCUCCACAAUGACGAAGAGGUAACACUAACAUUUAACUGUAUGCUGUUAUUUAAGAUGCCACACAAGGCACAGCAUAUGUGUUUUAUAUGCUUACAUUUACCAGCUGGAUAUUUCUUGGAUAACUUAUCUAAAAAAAGGGACUUCACUCAUAUUUCUAGUUGUACAAGCCAUUUCAAAUUCACUCUGAAAAAUCUGCAAUUAAAAAAUCUGUACUCUUCUGUGUAUUUACUGACCUAAACACACAAGCUGCAGGAAAUUUAGACCAUGUUUCAGACCCUUUUGUGGGUUGUUUGCACGCAGACAGAGAGUAUUGAACUGUUCUGUCAACCGAUCUGGCUGACCUGGUUCUGUGCUUGUUUUCUCCACAGAUAGAAGAGUUACUAACAGGCAUUAACGGCAUGUACGCUAUUUCCGUUAUACCUCUGCUCUUAAGCAUUGUUGGUGUGUACGGCGUCUGCAAACAGAAGCAGUGGAUGCUCAUUGUGGUGGGUAAAGACAAACAGAGAAAACACUAGAAAUGCAAAAAAGCAAACAUCAAUCAUGACAUACUAAGUUGUAACUCACGCCUGCUUUACAUGUGUGUGUCUCAGUUUACAGUGGUUAUGAUCCUGAUCAGCCUGUUCCUGAUUGUUUGCCUGAUUCAAGGGCUGUCCUUGCAACCCGAGGUAUUUUUGAGUUCAUACUUACUGGUACUGCAAGUCAAGCAGUUUACAUUUGUAUAGUAUACAGUUAAAAGCAGGUAUUUCCAUUUCUACAGUGUACGUUUGACAAUGUGUAAAAGUCCCUCAAUCAAUAGUACAGAAGGUCAGCUUCUACGUGUCUUUUAAACAUUGUGGACUAGUAUCUGGGAACUUGCUCAAUCCUGAAUUGCAGAGUAAGCAGCAGUAUGGUCGGUCAGCUGAGUGUCAAAGGUGGAAGUCACAAAAAAAAGAAUCUAGGUUGCGAGCCCCUUUGCAGUCCUGAAAACAGAUGAUUAUUGGAGCUAGAACUGGCAGUAGAGGGACUUAUGACAUUAACUUCAGAUUUUAAGCCUGAUUCAAAGUCUGAUUCUUGAUUUCAGUCAGACAGGGUAUGAUACAAAACACCACAAUGCAGUAUUUGCCCCAGGGGAAGCAUGCACACUGUAAAUAAGAUGGGACCCAAGAUAGACCCCUGGGGGAUCCCAUAUGAAAGACGAGCGCAAGAUGAAGAGGCGUUUUCAAGUAACAAAGACCUGUUUAACUAGAAGACAUUGUGGUCGACUGUAACAGAGGCUAAGGCAACUGACUCCCUCCAUGUUUGUAAUUAUGACAGAAGUGAAACCAAAAUUACAGUUAUAACUUUUGAACUUUUAUCUUUAAUGCAGCAAAUCCAACAUGAUCAUCAGCUGUUUAUGAUCGAAAAUCUAAAUCCCAAAAACAAAUAGUAUGUAUUUUGUUUUGCAGUUUGAAAAAGCCAUGAAGGUGCACUAUGAGAAUUUUCUACCACUGUCUGAAGCCAGUGAUAGUGUGAUAGAGGGCCUUCAUGAAAUACAAGUGGAGGUAGGUAACCUUGUUUUGGCAUGUUUCCACUCAUGUCCAGGGUAAGGAUUUCUUUUAUUGAGUACAUCUGCAUACAGAAGCGGUUUCAAUUAUAUUUCCCCUCUUUCCUUUUGUCCUCAGUUUCAGUGUUGUGGACUGGAUCAGGGCUACCUCGAUUGGGGCCAGAAUAUUUCAAAAGCCUGCCUGUGCACAGAGGAGGCCACGAACCCAUGUGUGAGUGAAUAAAAGCUGAAUGUCUCUCAGUAUAUUUUGUGCCUGAACAUUGUAUGCAAACACUGCAGGAGCAUACUGAAGGUCUAGCACUCAACAUGAAGCCAGUAAAUGCCGAUGUCAUGACCAUGUUUGUGUUCGUCUGACUCUGAUGAAGUUUUGGCCUCAUUUCAACCCUCCAUACUGUCAGGAGGAUUCUAUUUUGGCCCUUAGUUGGUUGGUUGUUGUCGGACCCAGAUUUAUGUUGUCAUGUGAGGAGUUCACAGAUCUGGUCUUGGACCUAUAGGUAAUUUUCAUAUUUAAAGUUCUCAAAGAGCCUCUGAUCACACUGAGCUAGAGAUGGGCACGGCAGUUCUUUUACAUGUAUUGAAUCACUAGAAUCAGUUCACUGAAAAGAUUCGUUCACCAAAUUACCGAAUCAUUUAGUGGCAGAAGCCUGCUACUCUGACCUCUUAAACUGAUACACAGCUGAACGUUUCAGGAUUCAGUUCAAUUCAUAGCUUCUGGGACAUUGAUGAACUUGUUCAUAAGUCAUGAUGUUUUAAGUGUACUGUCCUAUGGUAUGCUAUUUGUCAGGUCUGCUUGAGUGAUCCGUUAACUGUUUAGAAGAAUUCACACUGAACAUGCACCGUUCCCUCACAAACCACUGCAAUGAUAGGAUGCUGCAGGUUUAAUGCACUACUUGUUAAAUGCUGUGUCCUAUUGUGUGCAAGUUGUUGUGGUAGCAAUUUAGCAGUAAAAAAAAAGGUCGUUUUGUCUGAAAAAUAAUUCCAGAGAGUGAAGUUCAAUGCAUGAUUCAUUUACCACAUGAUUCAGGCGUCGGUGCAUGUGGUCCCUCGUUUGCUGGCUGCUGGCCUGGCAAUGCUGUUUCUCACUUCAGCUCAACUGAAGUGAGAAACGAACGAAUCAAUCGAGGAAGGGAUUAGGUUCAGUACAUUAGCUUAAAAGAUUUGGUACAUUUGAACGAGUGAGACGAAUCAUUCGCGAAAGACACAACACUACUCUGAGCUGGAUUACAAACCCUGCUGAGAGAGAAGUUGUAUGUUUCCAGGAAAGAUGUAACUAGUUUUUAAUAUAUUUAUUUAUAUUAGUUUACAUUGUAAAAGCUGCUGUGAGGAAUUUUUUAGUUUGUGUCAAGCUUGGGGCUCCUGUAGACAAAGCAGUUUACUUGUCAUCUGUGUCCUCGAGGGGUGUCUUCUUACAAAAAUCUCACCCUGCUGACUUUUGAUGGUCAAAUAUAUCAUUUAUAUGUGAAGAGUAUAAAUACUGAGCAGUUUCUUCAGCUGCCAGGCUGACAUCUACCCCCUCUUGCGGGUUCAGACGUUAAAUGUUACAAUAUUAAGAUAGUCAGUCUUUUUGCUGAUGGUCUUCUUUUCUUUUAUCAAAAAAAAAAAAGAAAAAAGAAAAACAUUAAUAUGAGUUUCAGUCAGUGUUAAAAAAAAAAUCCGCACAGGAGCUUUAACUUGUCAGUUUACUUUAGUUUUUCAUUUUAGUAAAAAUGCUCAGUUUUAGUUGUGUUCUUCUAUGAUUUUUAGCAUCCCUUUUAAUGACAGACAGGGAAAAGAUCUGUAACAGAGUAGUGGCACCAUCUGCUGGUGUAAAACAGCCAUGGUCAAAAAACACGAAGAUGAAACAUCCACCAAGAACACAAAAGUAGCCACACAAUAAACCGGCAAAGAGAAAAACAAGAAACAUUUUUUUUUGUAGUUAUAUUUAUUUUUUAGUAUUUUAGUGAAAAUAAAAUGUGGUUGAUUUUUUUUUUUUUUUUUGCCAAGGCUGAGUUUCUUCUUUUUUGUUUCAGUGAACAACAAUGUUGAGAACAAUGUUGUAAUUGUCAUUUUGUUAGCAUGUGUGCAAUCAUCACUGCUAUCAUUCAUAAGUUGUUUCAUUCUUGACUCAUAUCUGUUUAUUUUAGGUGGCAGCUCCAGGGAACAGUAUUCAUUUUGAGACUGAUGGUGUCCAGCCCGUCAUGAUAUAUCAAGAGGUGAUGAGAGGGAUUGUCAUUUCAUUGAUAACCACUAAAACACUGAGUUAUGUAAACCUGCUUUACAAGAAUAAGCUUGUCUUGACAUUCAAUAUGUGCAUUUAAAGUGACAGGAUGGAAUUAUCUUAUUUACACAAGGGUCAAAUGUACAAAAACAGACUUACAGAAGAGUUAAAUGUAUUAAAGCAGAGAUCACUAAUAUAAGAGACCCAAAGAAGGGCCUCCAGAAUUACAUAUCAACUUCUUUCUGGUGCCUCUAACAUCACACAUAAAACUUGUAAAGAACUACAGUAUCAUGUUGAAUUUGCUUAAACUCUAACCUUUUUUUUGCAAACAUAUUUUUGUAUAAAACAUCAAAUUGAUUAACUCAACUCUUAUUUUUCAGCCAUGCCUUCCACUACUUGUGACUCUCCAGAUGGCUGUCUUUAAUGUUUUGUUGGGCAUAAUGCUGGGAAUCACAUUACUCUGGGUAUGUACAGUUUGUGUAUUUUUACAUUCAUUUAAAUAGCCAAGAUGGUCCUGUCAGCCUUUCUAGGUCAUAAAUAGACAACAGUAUUGUGUUUUUUGAAAUCUACAGUAUAUCCUCUGAAAGUUUCACUUAAUAGCUAAAUGAAAGGAUACAAGUGGCAUUGUGUGAGCUUAAGAAAAGCCAAGAAUUAAAUAAAUAAAAAUGAAAUCUAAUCCUCCCACUUUCCUGACCCUUUCUCCGUCCUGACAUUGACUCACUGUGACCCUGACAGACUUUGAGACACACAGUAACAGGAUUUAAGACACACAUCUCUAUUUUUCUACAUGCAUCUUAAUCUUGAAUUUUUGUCUUUACACAAGUGAUAUGAAUAUAAUUGAUUGCUCUGAAUUAAAUUUUGUCCAUUUGCACCUGCACUAGGUUUAUCUGUUCUGCCUCCCUGUGAAGCUCUGUUCAAAACAAAGCAUUUUUUUAAAAAGUGAAAUAUCUUACUCUGGUUAGAAGUGUUAAAACCGUGACUUUGCUGUCUUGUAGUUGUUGUCCGUGGUGCUGUGUAUUGUGAUCUUGUGCCGGCUGAAUCGGAAGGAUGACAGCCCCACAGUGGUUUACAGCCCAGAGGCGAAGUCAGGAAACUACAUCACCCUCACAGAAGCCGCAGAGUACACCUGAAAUUUCACCCUCAGCUAUUUUUACCAGACAUCACAAUGCUCAGUUUGUGGUGAACCACUGAACUAUUCUCGUAUUUUAAUCCUGUGCAUCAGAUUAAACAUAAUAAUAAUAAUAAUUAACAUAGAUGGUUCUCAAAAAUAUAAUAUUUACAACAUAAAGCACUGAAAGAUGACUGCAAAAUAACUACAAAUGGAUGUAUGAAAGCUUUAAAAAUGUUAUUGUUUUAUUUGGUUUUUUACUUUUUUUUUUGCAGAAUUUGUAAACCUCUUUUUUUCUUCUAUGUAUAAUUUUCCAACUUUUAUUGACAUUUUUCUUCAGAAAACUACUGGGUUACUUGAGCUGUGUGUUGAUAAAUAUAUUUUUAUAAAUAAUUGUAUGUGAUUAUUACAUUUGUGUUGCAAGACAUGGAAGUUUCAUGCCAGGGUGGGAUGCAGGAAAAGAAAUAACCAGUUAUCCAAGUGUUUUUGUUUUUUUUAACGUGUGUUUGGUGCCAAAGAUGAAAUUCAAAAUAUAUAAACCAGUCUUUUUUUUUACAGCAUUGCUUUAUCAAAGCUUUUAAUUCCUCAAAAAGUGAAAAAGAAUGUACAUGACUCUUUUUGUCAGCUGUAUAACCUUUCUGACAUUUUUAUUAAAAAUGUAUAAUAUGCCCUAUCUGUCUUGAUUUUUUGCUAAUGUAAAGAUAAAACAGAAAAACAGAAA